Molecule: messenger RNA, 1834 nt
Organism: Daucus carota subsp. sativus
Lineage: Eukaryota; Viridiplantae; Streptophyta; Magnoliopsida; Apiales; Apiaceae
Product: dolichyl-diphosphooligosaccharide--protein glycosyltransferase subunit 1B
Exons: 8
Coding region: 125-1534 (469 amino acids)
Cellular component (GO): oligosaccharyltransferase complex; membrane
Source: RefSeq, a predicted model, not a curated record
CCCAAACAAAAGCCCACAUCUUCCCAGCUGAGUCCGUGCCUAGUCCGUCUGUAUUGACUCUGCAGUCGUCUUGUCUCUGCAAACUCUACACACACGCAGAAAGAGCGGCAGUUGAAUCCGGCAGAUGGAAGCAGCUUCAGCAAAACACGGAGUAUACAUUCUACUCUUCUCUCUCGUCACUCUCUCUCGUCUCUCUCAUCUCGCUGCAUCAUCUGAUCUUCAGAUCGUUGACGCCGAACGCAGAAUUGAUGUGAUCUCACACAUUGUCAGGGUUUACUUGACGCUGAAGGUUGAAAACACGGGAAAGUCUAGUGCUUCGGAAGUCCUUCUAGCCUUUUCGCCUGAACAAGCUAAACAUAUAUCUAUUCUCCAAGCAGCAGUUGUAGUUGGGAAAAAGAGGAAAAAAUCAUAUCUUUCACUUAAAGUGAAUCCCACUGAUCUGCCUGAUUCGCCAAAUGGAACCAAAUACUAUACUGCAUAUUUAUUAAAUCCCUUGAAAACCGGUGAAUCUGUAACAAUAGAAGUGAUGUAUGCUCUGACUCAUUCCCUUCAACCCUUCCCGGUUGAAAUCAGCCAAUCAGAACCUCAGUUGGUGUAUUACCAUGACAGUGCUUUAAUACUGUCACAUUAUUAUAUCAAAAGGCAGAAAACGAUGAUUCGGACACCAAGUAGCAAGGUGGAGUCAUUCACAAGAGUGGAACCUGCUGACCGUAAAGGCGCAGAAUUGAAAUAUGGGCCUUAUGAGGACCGUUCUCCAUAUUCAUAUUCUCCUGUAAUCAUUCAUUUUGAGAAUAACAACCCGUUUGCUGUUGUUGAGGAACUUGUUCGUGAAGUAGAAAUUUCUCACUGGGGUAACCUUCAGAUUACAGAACAUUACAAGUUGGCUCAUGGUGGUGCACGACAUAAGGGCGUAUUUUCAAGAGUUGAAUAUCAAGGGAGACCAUCUGGUAGUGGUGCUUCCUCGUUCAAGCAUCUUCUCGCAAAAUUACCGCCAAGGGUGCAUUCUGUAUACUACCGUGAUAACAUAGGGAAUAUCUCAUCUUCUCACUUGCGUUCUGAUUUCAAGAAGUCAGAGCUGGAGAUCGAGCCAAGAUAUCCUUUAUUUGGAGGCUGGAAAGCGACCUUUACUAUUGGAUAUGGGCUACCGUUGCAAGACUUUCUUUUUGAAUCAGAUGAUGGUAGACGGUACCUGAAUUUCAGUUUUGGAUGCCCUAUAACUGAGACUGUGGUGGAUAGUUUGACCGUCAAGGUAGUGUUGCCAGAGGGAUCUAAAAAUCCUUCUGCUUUGCUGUCUUUUCACGCGGAACAGAAUCUAGAGACCAGUUACUCAUACCUCGAUGUUGUUGGAAGGCCUGUGGUGGUUUUGAAAAAGAAAAAUGUAGUCCCGGAUCAUAACAUUCCUUUCCAGGUUUAUUACGAGUUCCAUCCACUGUUCAUGCUUGCAGAGCCAUUGAUGUUGACAUCUGUAUUCUUCCUACUGUUCGUCACUUCUUUGGCCUAUUUGCACAUGGAUAUAUCAAUACGCAAGAGCUAGGGCUGUAAGUUUCUGAAGACAGAAAAGUUAUUCACUGAUUCUUCUUUUUAUACAGGUCUCCGGGACUACAACUUAAAGUCACUGUAUAACUGUUAAGAUAUAGCUAGAACUCCUUGGUAAGAAAAAUUGCACUAUACAUUUUGAUAAGCUUUUCGUAGUAUAACUAAUCUUGAUUGCAGAGGCCCACAAUUGAAACGGUCAUGUAUGGACCCGCCGUUGGAAAUUAUCAUAUACUAUAUUCUGGGUAGAAAUCCCACAAAUUUUAUGUUGGAAAUAAGGGAAAAUAGAUUUUUUUUGCCA